AUGCCGUACCGCUUCGAGCUUGCGUCCAGCAAUCGUGCGGGCUGCCAGACCAAAGAAUGCAAAGACAACAAGGUCAAAAUCAAGAAGGGUGAGCUGCGCGUCGGCAGCUGGAUCGAUACCGAACGAGCCCAGUACUGGGCCUGGCGCCACUGGGGCUGCACCACGCCUCGUGUGCUUCUGAACAUCAAAACGUCCAUCGCCGACGAAGAGGAUGACAAGCAGCUUGACUUCGAUGCUUUGGAUGGCUUCGACGAGCUCUCUCCCGAGCAUCAAGAGAAGAUCAAGACUGCCAUCGAGAAGGGCCAUAUCGAAGAUGAUGAAUGGAAGGGUGACGUCGCGCACAACCGCCCCGGCAUGACCGGCAUGUUUCCCCGCAAGUCCAAAGCUAAGGCUGUAUCUGAGACUCCAUCUCCGAAGAAAACCAACCCGACGCCCGCCGAGGAUGCCAAGACCGAGGCCAGUGACAAAGCCAAAGAAGAAAAUGCAGCCCAGCCAAAGCACAAAGCCAAUAGCAAAGGAAGUGUCAAACCCAAGGGCAAGAAUGGAGCCGAUGCUACAGAUAAAGCUUCGUCUGAUGAAAAGAAGCCCACCGGAAAGCGCAAGAAGGCUGCCACUGCUGAGGUGACCCCUGAUGAUGCACCUAUCAAUGGCGAUCACAACGAGGAAGACGAACUUGCUCCCAAGCGCAAGAGAGCGACCCGUGCUAAAAAGGUGGUCCCUGAGGCAGAAGCCGACGAGAACACCAAGGUCGAGAAGCGAGCCCGCCCUGCUAGGAAUGCUGCCAAAGCCAAUGGAGGUCGUGCUAAGAAGACUACUCAAGAGAAAGAUACUGGAGAAAAGACUGCUGAAAAUGCGGAGAAGCCCAAGCGUGGCCGUCGCAAGGCAGCAUUGCGACAGGAAGCUGAUUAG
Molecule: messenger RNA, 909 nt
Organism: Penicillium cosmopolitanum
Lineage: Eukaryota; Fungi; Ascomycota; Eurotiomycetes; Eurotiales; Aspergillaceae
Product: PARP-type zinc finger-containing protein
Exons: 5
Coding region: 1-909 (302 amino acids)
Molecular function (GO): zinc ion binding; DNA binding
Source: RefSeq, a predicted model, not a curated record